Effrenium voratum is the source of this 3060-nucleotide messenger RNA. The record is from the annotation of a GenBank genome assembly. NCBI's taxonomy places the organism in Eukaryota, Dinophyceae, Suessiales, Symbiodiniaceae.
AUGGCGCUCGAUCGCUGGCUGGCAUUGGUCAUCUUGCUGAUCUGCCUGGCCUAUGGCUACGCAGCUUACUUCACCAUGGACGCGCUUUUACCGCCGAUCAUGAAACGCAGUCCAAACUGGCCAUCAAGCUUUCCGAAAGUCUUGGUUAUCGGAGCCAUUCUGCUGUCGCUGAGCAUCUUGCUGGGCCUGGAAAAAUCUCCCGACAAGUCGGACGCGGCGGAUAUCAACCUGUCGCGUUUGCACGAAUACCAGGUCGGCCAGGCGGUUCUGCUCCUGGUCCUGAUGGUGGCGUAUGCGCUUCUGCUUCGUCCUAUCGGUUUUCUUGCGGCGACCUUUCUGUUUCUGAGCGUCGGCAGUUUCAUUCUCGGUGAGCGCCGCUUCGGUUUGAUGAUCCUCGUUGCGGCAAUCGCUGCCGGCACGGUCGGGUAUCUGGUGGACGCUGAGAUGCUUGAAGGACUUCUGGCAGGCCUUUCGACGGCCUUCACCUUUACCAACAUCAUGAUGGUAAUCGGAGGCUGCCUGAUCGGCACGUUCAUCGGCAUGCUGCCGGGUCUCGGCCCGAUGUCGAUCAUCGCCAUCAUGAUCCCGGUCGCCAUCACGAUCGGUGACCCGUCGGCCGCCCUGAUCCUGCUGGCCGGAGUUUACUACGGCGCGGUCUUCGGCGGGUCGACUUCGUCCAUUCUCAUCAAUGCGCCCGGCGUCGCCUCGACGGUGGCAACGUCUUUCGACGGAUAUCCGCUGGCACGAAAAGGUCAGGCUGGCAAGGCGCUGACCGUAGCUGCGAUCGCGUCGUUUUCAGGAGGCACCAUCGGUGCCAUCCUGCUCAUGGUCUUCGCGCCGGCGCUGGCGUCGGUCGCACUGCUGUUUCAUUCUUCCGAGUAUUUUGCACUGAUGGUCGUAGGCUUGUCGGCGAUCGCCGCAUUUGCCGGGACGGGCCAGGUCAGCAAGGCUCUCCUGAUGACAUUCCUCGGAUUGAUGAUGGCGACUGUCGGGGAAGGUGUGCUCUUCAACGCGCCACGCUUCACGAUGGGGGUCAUGGACCUUCAAUCCGGUUUUGGUUUCAUUACGCUGGCCAUGGCGAUGUUCGCAUUGCCGGAAGCCAUCUUCCUCGUGCUUGAUCCGGGACGGUCCAAGACCGGGGAUGGCAGCGACAGUGGCAAGAUCAAGAAUUUGCGCAUAACCAGGGAAGAGGCACGCAAGAUUACACCGGUCAUCGGGCGCCAGUCGCUCCAGGGGUUCUUCAUCGGGGUUCUUCCUGGCGCCGGCGCAACAAUCGCCUCGUUUCUGGGUUACGCGGUCGAGCGCAACAUCGCAUCCAAGGAAGAACAGGAAGAAUUCGGAAAAGGCUCCGUCAAGGGCAUUGCCGCACCGGAGAGCGCGAACAACGCAGCCUGUACAGGGUCCUUCGUUCCGCUUCUUACCCUGGGUAUCCCUGGAUCCGGAACAACCGCGAUCCUGCUGGGUGCGCUGAUUGCGCUCAAUGUCAGCCCGGGUCCACGCCUGAUGGUGGACGAACCGCAAAUCUUCUGGGCGGUCAUCAUUUCCAUGUAUCUCGGAAAUCUGGUGCUUCUCAUCCUGAACCUGCCGCUGAUCCCCUAUAUCGCCAAGGUCCUGGCGGUUCCGCGCAACUACCUGAUCCCGUUCAUUUUGUUCUUUACGCUGAUGGGUGCCUAUAUCGGACAGAACAACGCGACCGAACUCCUGCUUCUGGUCGGAUUCGGGAUCUGUGCGACACUGUUCCGUUUUGCGGACUACCCUCUCGCGCCGCUCCUGAUAGGGUUCAUUCUCGGCCCGCUGCUGGAGAACAACUUUUCGCGGGCAAUGCAGCUUUACGACGGAAUUGGUUUCGUCUGGGAACGUCCGAUGACGCUGGGAUUGCUGAUACUGGCCGUCAUGCUGGUGGUGUUGCCCGGAUAUCGGGCUCGGCGCGCGCGGCUCCGGGCAGAAGGCGUGGCCGACGGGGUCAUCAAGGUCGAGGCUACCGGUCGAGGCGAUCUUGCGCGUCGGCUGGGCGCUGAUCCGGACCUGAACGACAAGGGCAUGGGCGUUUCCUUCCUCGCGCAGAAUGCCGGCAAGAAAUCCGUCACGGUCAAUCUCAAGCAUCCAAAGGGAAAGCAGCUCUUUCUCAAGCUGGUGAAGACCGCAGACGUGUUGGUUGAAAACUUCCGACCGGGAGUGAUGAAGCGGCUUGGCGUCGAUUACAAUACGCUCAAGAAAGAAAAGCCUCAGCUGAUCUAUUGCGCGAUCUCCGGGUUCGGACAGGACGGACCCUGGGUCCACCGGCCGGCUUACGACCAGAUCAUUCAGGGUGCAUCCGGCGUCAUGUCGAUCACGGGUGACAGCGAAAGUGCGCCCCUGCGCGUCGGAUAUCCGGUUGCCGAUACCGUUGGAGGCAUAACUGCCGCAUUUGCCGUCGCCUCUGCUCUGAACGCCUCGCCGAGAGGUAGCUUCAUCGACGUCUCCAUGCUUGAAUCGGUGCUGGCCACCAUGGGAUGGGUGGUUUCGAAUUAUCUGAAUGCCGGCGUUGAACCGGCCGCCAACGGAAAUGAAAACGUGACGUCUUCGCCCUCCGGGGCCUUCGAAGCAGAACACGGACUUCUCAAUAUUGCCGCAAACAAGGACGAGCAGUGGAUUUUGCUAACGGACCAUCUGGGACUGGGCGCGCUCCGCGAGCGACCGCAAUACGCCACGCGUGAAGACAGAAAGCGAAACCGGCUGGCUUUGAAAGCCGAGCUUGAAACAGUUCUGAAAACACGGCCUGCGCGCGAUUGGGCCAAGGAACUCAACAGGAUAGGUGUUCCAUCCGGUGCGGUGUUGACUGUGCCGGAGGUUCUGGAAAUGCCACAGGUCGCAGAUCGUGGUUUUCUGAAGACGUUCCAGGACGUGCCCGGUGUUGGCCGGGAUAUUUCCGUGACGACGACAGGGAUCAAACUGGACGGAGAAGCCCCUCGUGUCGACGAUCCUCCGCCUCUUCUUGGCGAACACAACAAUGAAAUCUGGACUGACCUCGGUCUCAGUGAAGCGGAGUUGACCGAAUUGGAGAACGACGGCGCGCUGUGA